AUGUCGAGUUUAAAGAGGGGGCGCCAAGAUGCACCAGAAGCAGACAGCUCUAGUUCAAUUAGCUCUUCUCAAACGAACACAACAAACGAAGUUGCUUACGACGCUAGCUACUUUCCCUUGCCUGAAACACGAUUUCCAUUAGGUACACCUAUUCAGUCUAAGAGAUCUAGAAAGCUAUACUCUGAUUUAGCGGACGAGCGUGAGUUCCUGUUACAUCUCAAGGAGUUGUGGAAGAGCAAACUUGCCGAUCUAAAGGAGGAUAGAAGACUAUUAGAAAAGAUGAAAGACGCUAAGAAACACGAUGUCAUUAAUGAGGAGCCACUGUUUUGUCCUGAAGAAAAAGAAGAAGAGCAACCCGAGAAGGACGAUGUACAUGACGCUGUUUCCAUUGGUCCACCCAUUGCGGCCGAAACCAAAGAUCAGGAGGAUCAACCCGAUUCAUUCAAAAUAGUGAAUGGCCAAGUUGUAGUCAAAGACCCAAGCAUGCUGGCAACGCUUCAAGAAUUGGAUAAAAUCUACAUGGAUUCUCAUAAUGCACAACAAGAGUCAUCAUCCGAUGAAGAGGAAGUUGUGGAGAACGAUGAAGACGCUAGACGGGCAUUGCACAAAAUGUUGGAAGAAUUUGGCGGUGGCUUUUAG
Molecule: messenger RNA, 639 nt
Organism: Mucor velutinosus
Lineage: Eukaryota; Fungi; Mucoromycota; Mucoromycetes; Mucorales; Mucoraceae
Exons: 3
Coding region: 1-639 (212 amino acids)
Source: RefSeq, a predicted model, not a curated record